CUGAUUUUGCAUUAUCUUCGGGUGGAGCUAAAAUAUUAAGCAGCUUAACAUCUCCAACCUAUGAACAAUGGCCAACACAAUGGUAUAAAAUAAUGUUGGCUUCUACAAUUGGUCAUGGAAUUACGAGAGGUAAACCUCCUGUUACAGCAAUCCAACCUGAUACUCACGUUGGACAAUGUUGGCCUUUUACCGGCCAAGAAGGUCAAUUAGCUAUAUUAUUGAGCAGAGAAAUUUAUGUGACUGCAGUAACUUAUGAUCAUGUAAGCAUAAACGUUGCUAUGGGCUUAACUAGUGCACCAAAAGAGUUUGAUGUUUACGGAAUCGUUAAUAGUGAUUAUUUGAAAGUAAAAAGGAAUGAAAAGGCUUUUAAUAAUGAAGAAGAAUUAUUUUCAGAACAAAAUAAUAAAGACACAAAAGAAAAUAUAUUUAAUAAUGAUUUUGAUGAUGAAUCAGAUUCAAAUAUUAUUUUGGAUUCAA
Dentiscutata erythropus is the source of this 477-nucleotide messenger RNA. Lineage: Eukaryota; Fungi; Glomeromycota; Glomeromycetes; Diversisporales; Gigasporaceae. The record is from the annotation of a GenBank genome assembly.